AGAACCGCCACUCGCCAGUUGCUUAUACCGCCUCGCCACGUGAGGAGCUCCUAGACAGUGCUAGGAUGUUUACUGUACUCGGAGUCUUCAGUUCGCGAGUGCUAAUUUCAUUUAUUGUUUCAAUAACCCCGUCGACACCAGUUUGUUUAUGUUACCUGUGCCACCACCGGCACUGAGGGAAGUGACAGUUGAAGCUAACCUAGGGCUAGUACGCCAAACCCUACAACUUGAAAAGUAUCCCGCAUGAACUAGACUCCAAACUUCCAGGAUUUUCAGAGUGCUUCUCGGAUUUAUUCAGGUGCAUUUAGUCAUUUGUAGUGGAUAUUGGUGCGAUGAAGUAGUGCGACCUAAAUAUAUCAGUGUUUAGAAAAUUUACCGAGCGGUAUUGCAUCUGUAGUUCGUCUUCGUAACAUUUGUAUACACCUCAAGGAGUUACUUCAACCCUGCCGAUGGAUCCGUUUAUUUCUCCAUAGUCAAUUUGGUUUAUGAGUCUUCGUGCGGCUGCUGAAUUCGACUGUGAUUUCCAUCUGAAUAAAGGGUUUCAAAAGUUCCUUCUGCGGAAGUUUCAACAACACCUUCAGGAUGAUUUCUUGCCGCCAAGGACUGGGCCACACUCGACGGUAGCCAAAAGAAAGAAGCGACCGAGGUGUGAGGGUUGGUCCAGCCCUUACCUCGAUCUCACUCAAAGUCCGUGCUGUCUACUAUGCAAAUAGUACAUCAACUUCGAGCCUUCAUCGCGGUACUUGGCUUGGCCUCUGUAUUGCAUCCGGUUCAUUGUCAGAUACAUUUCGACAAUCAUACAGUUGAAUCUAGUAGCGGAAGACGUGUUGAGAGGUCAAUCAGAAGCAGGCAUAGUAGUUUGAAUACCGACGAGGAUUGGUUUGACUCGUUGUACAAACAGAACAUACCACUAAUCAGCCCUGGCAAGCUACUCACCCCUAGAGAGAACCAGCAGCUAAUUCGUCAAGAAACCCGAAAUCGCACAACAGUCGACUGCUGCCCAUCAGUAUUAGAAAUGAUCGAACCGGAAGGAGGCAAAAACCAAGAUGACCAAUACGUAGAACUCUACAGGGACGGCGACCAUAGGCAGAGGUUCUACGAGCUGUCUUGUCAUAAGGACAUCAAGAACAAACCCUGUCGAUUCAUGGACAAAAAAAUACAUGAACACUCCCGGUGUGUACAGAAGUAUAGUUAUACCUACGCCCUGGUGAAAGACACGGGCAGACAUCACCAUCACCAAAAAAUCUCGAAUAAAAAUUUCCCAACCUUCCCUGCCAAAGGACCCGAAGAGGUCAGGUGGACACUGGACUAUAUUAGAGUGCGUAGUGGGUGUAGUUGUGUGGUGACUUCGAACAAACAAAAGCGCAAACAGAAACACAAACGAAUAAAACAUGACGAAGAAACGUGAAGUUUCGGAACCAAAGCAAGAUUUUAGAUAUCCAGAACUUUUAUUUAAUUUUAUCCCCUUAAUAAUUUUACCAUCGCCAGUGGCUUGUGAUUAAUGCUUCUUGUUCAUAGAUAUAUCUAUAAAUAAUUACCCUGAAAUUAAAUUAUAUUAUUGUUCAAAUAUUAUUAUCCUUAUUAAUAUUAUCAUGACAAAAUGAAUUGAUGUGAGCUAAGUAUGUAUACCAUCAAAUUUGUAACAUCUUGGUGUUGUCUCAUCUAGAACUUUUAUGUUAAAUUUCAGAAAUAUUCAGUUCACAUUCCAAAAUGUCUCACAAUAUUCAGCAAAUCGAUAAAUACACCACUAGAUGUUUACCAUGAAAUUGCUCUACUUCAGAGGGUGGUUCUCGUUCGAAAAGUUUCUUGGUAUAAAUUUGUUCCAUGUUAAGAAACUACCUCCAGGUAGAGUAGACACCAAGAGAGCUGAAGACUGACUAACACUUCACUUACCUGUUAUUGUAAAAAUUGUAUUGAAAUGGAUUUUGAUAUGGGAUUUACAAUUUCGAUAUGAAAAUUGUUGAUAUGAGAAGAGAACAGACAAUCCACAGUAUUUUUAAUGUUCAAAUUAUUUUCUGCCGAUAGUUAUCAUCACAAUAUAUUGAUGUCGAGUUUUUGGAAAUGAAAAUAUGAAUGUAACGUUAUCAAAAUUUUUUGUGCGAAAAUAAAGUUAUGAGAG
Messenger RNA from Harmonia axyridis, 2119 nucleotides. RefSeq lists its product as uncharacterized. The coding region runs from base 704 to 1408 and encodes 234 amino acids. Gene Ontology annotation, molecular function: Toll binding; growth factor activity. The transcript has 6 exons. Lineage: Eukaryota; Metazoa; Arthropoda; Insecta; Coleoptera; Coccinellidae. Gene Ontology annotation, cellular component: extracellular region. Gene Ontology annotation, biological process: regulation of Toll signaling pathway; central nervous system formation; innate immune response. The record is from RefSeq and is a predicted model, not a curated record.